Molecule: messenger RNA, 621 nt
Organism: Aspergillus niger
Lineage: Eukaryota; Fungi; Ascomycota; Eurotiomycetes; Eurotiales; Aspergillaceae
Exons: 5
Coding region: 1-621 (206 amino acids)
Source: RefSeq, a predicted model, not a curated record
AUGGCUCUCCAUCCUAAAUUUCUGGGGCAGAAGUUGUUGGCCAAUGCACAGCAACCAUGGCAUACCCUCGAACUCUACCUUGAUUAUGUCUGCCCUUACUCUGCAAAGCUAUUCAACACAUUCUACACAUCGGUGAGACCAAUUAUCUUACAAAAUUAUCAAUCAAGACUUCAGGUUGUCUUUCGUCAGCACAUUCAACCUUGGCAUCCAUCAUCCACUCUGACGCAUGAAGCUGGUGCGGCGGUGCUGAAAAUAGCUCCAGACAAGUUCUGGGAGUUUAGCGCUGCACUUUUCAAUCACCAAGAAGAAUUCUUUGAUGUCAGUGUUGUUAAAGAGACGCGUAACAAGACAUAUCAGAGACUUGCAAAAAUAGCCGCGACAGUUGGUGUUGACGAACACGAGAUGCUCGAAUUAUUGAACAUCAGCGAAGUUAUGCCUGAUGGACAGUUGAAUACCGGCAACAAGGUGACGAAUGAUAUCAAAUUGAUGGUCAAGUCAGGUCGAACAAUUGGCGUCCAUGUAUCUCCGACCGUAUAUUUCAAUGGCGUCGAAGAACCAGGUAUCAGCAGCAGCUUCACGGCCACACAAUGGGAGCAAUGGCUGGCCAUGAAUGUAGCGUAG